UUGAAAGCCACAAACCCCAGAAGGAAAUGUAGGAGAACGGUGGGAGGACAGUGACAAGAAACCUCAUGACCUCAUCCUUUCCGCCUCGUGGGGAUUGGUCAGCUCGUGUCUGGAAGAAGAGUUUAAAUUCCAGAGGUCUGCAGACGGAAAGGCAACAGAACAGGAGAAGGACGAUCACGCACCAUCUGAGUGAAUGAUCCCAGGAUUGCCUUGAGCUUCUCCAUACAAACCAGCAGACCUCUGCUUCAGACUACACUUCGGAUCCAGACAAACGUAAGUCAACUGCAAAUCCAUCAUGAUGAAGAUUGCUGUUCUGUGCAUGUGUCUCUUUGCCAUCACCUUGGCAUAUCCAGUUGGCAAACACCAUGAUUCAAAGAGUUCUGAAGAUUAUCAUGUUGCCAAGCAUCAUCAUGAACACCAUACUCACGGGCAUCACCACCAUCACUCACAUAGCCAGGAGCACAGCCAGGAGCAUGUGAACAGCCACGAGUCUCAGGAGCAUCAGGUGUCCUCCCAGCCGGCCUCUCUGUCCUCCGAAGAAAGCGAUGAGAUCACUGAGCAACAGACCCUUCUGGUGCCUCAAAGCGAGAGCAAGGAAGAUGACGACGACCAUAGUGAUGUGGACGAUGAUGACCAUGACGAUUCGGAUGAGUCGGAUGAGUCACACGAAAACGGCGUCACAGAUUACCCUACCGAGGCUCCUUUUUCCUUGCCUGUCACUCCUGAGGUCUUUACUGGCAGAGGAGAUGUACCUUACGGAAUGAAGUCGAAAGUUGACCUGGUACAUUUUGAGAAAUCCGUAAAGGCGCACAAAAGAUCUGGAAAGUUUGAUUCUCAUGAUGUUUCGGAUGAUGUGGACAGCAUCCCAGACGUGGAGAGCCGUGAAUCCCAUUCCUCCAAGUCACAUUCUGUUGAAAGCCAUGACACAAGCCUUGAAAGUGAUGAUGCAAGUCACCUGAGAGACAGCCACGAGGUCCACGAUAAGAGCAUGGAGAACGACAGCCGCCAGAAACUUGAGAGUGCCGAGGAACCCCAUGACGACAGUGACCACGAUGACAGCCACGUAUCCAUGGAAAGCCAUGACAGCAGAGAGUACAAGAAGGCCCUCAGUGGGAUACUGCAAGAGGCACAUCAUGACCAUUAUGCUGACAGCGUCAGCAACCAAACUUUCGAAAGUGCUGAGGAUCACCACCACAGCGCUGAAAAUCACCACAGUGCCGAGGGCCAGCACCACAGCGCUGAGGAUCAUCACCACAGCGCUGAAGAUCACCACCUCAGCGCUGAAGAUCACCACCACAGCACUGAGGAUCACCACCACAGCGCUGAGGACCACCACAGCAUUGAGGACAAUGAGGUCACCCUCUAAGUGGAUAAGCAGGCAGGCUCCUGUCUCCACACCUAUCUAAGAGCACUCCCCAGAUUUUUCGCAUGUGUGGGUACAGCUAGGAUUGGAGCCCAAAUUCAUAACAGGUGGCUUUUUCUGGGAUAUUUUUUUUAAUUUGUUUUGCUGAGUGCGUGAAGGAGAGAAGUGUGAGAAAGGCAAUGCAAUUUCUACUUGAAUGUUUGCUCCCAAUUCUAUGCAUAUCACACGUUUGAUUUCAGCAAUCAUAGCAGUUUUCGGCAGCAGUGUUAACCAGGCAAAUGCAGAGCCUGAUCCAGCGCAUGUUUACUUGGAAGUAAGCCCCACAGAUUUUGGUGCAUGCUUACUGCUAGGUAAGCAUGCUGAGGAUGUCAACCUUAAGUGUGCAGAACUAGCUGUCCUGUCCAUUAUAGAACUGUAAGCCCUUCUUGCUGCAUAUUUUCCUGCUCUGUCUCAUAGGGGGUUGUGAUGCAGGAGAGAGAGAGAGAGAAAGAGAGAGAGAGAAAUCUAGCUUUACAAUCAGAGUGAAUGUUGCAUCUCAUGAUACUGUAGUACCAAAGGAUUUACUGUUGCAAUGUAUAUUUUGUUGACAAUUGUGAGUUAAAUAAAAAAACAAAACCUUA
This is a messenger RNA of Lacerta agilis (Sand lizard), 1983 nucleotides long. RefSeq names its product secreted phosphoprotein 1 (gene SPP1). Gene Ontology annotation, molecular function: extracellular matrix binding. The transcript has 7 exons. Gene Ontology annotation, biological process: cell adhesion; ossification; positive regulation of bone resorption. The coding region runs from base 296 to 1366 and encodes 356 amino acids. The record is from RefSeq and is a predicted model, not a curated record. Lineage: Eukaryota; Metazoa; Chordata; Lepidosauria; Squamata; Lacertidae.